This is a messenger RNA of Lathyrus oleraceus (garden pea), 1223 nucleotides long. RefSeq names its product proteasome subunit alpha type-4-like. Gene Ontology annotation, cellular component: proteasome core complex, alpha-subunit complex; proteasome core complex. Gene Ontology annotation, biological process: ubiquitin-dependent protein catabolic process. Bases 172 to 744 code for a protein of 190 amino acids. Lineage: Eukaryota; Viridiplantae; Streptophyta; Magnoliopsida; Fabales; Fabaceae. The record is from RefSeq and is a predicted model, not a curated record. The transcript has a single exon.
GCACCAACUUGUUGCAAAGCCAAAUCAACAAAAACACCAUCUCUAUCAGCUUCACAAACACAAAUUGGAGUCGCGCUGAACUCGCUUCGUCGUUAAAAAACGCUACCCUGAAAUCACCGCCGGAGUUUACCGUCUACCUCCAUAAACAGUGAGAAACUCGUCCAGAUCAAGAUGUCUCGAAGAUAUGAUAGCCGUACAACAAUCUUCUCUCCUGAAGGACGUCUUUACCAAGUGGAGUAUGCAAUGGAGGCUAUUGGAAAUGCUGGUACUGCCAUUGGAAUCUUGUUAAAAGAUGGGGUUGUUCUGGUUGGCGAAAAGAAGGUGACAUCCAAGCUUCUGCAAACCUCAACUUCAACUGAGAAAAUGUACAAGAUUGAUGAUCACGUUGCAUGUGCUGUUGCUGGGAUUAUGUCUGAUGCAAACAUCCUAAUCAAUACUGCUAGGAUCCAAGCACAACGUUACUCAUUUGCUUACCAAGAGCCAAUGCCUGUUGAACAGUUGGUUCAAUCUCUUUGUGAUACCAAACAGGGUUACACACAAUUUGGUGGUCUCCGUCCGUUUGGAGUCUCUUUCCUGUUUGCAGGAUGGGACAAAUUUUUUGGCUUUCAGCUUUACAUGAGUGAUCCUAGUGGAAAUUAUGGCGGUUGGAAAGCCGGUGCUAUUGGUGCCAACAACCAGGCAGCACAAUCAAUUCUAAAACAGGACUCAAAAGAAAAAAGAACACACCAGACCUUACCAAGAUAAACUGUUUCCUAAUUGGCACUAGGGAAUUGCCUCCUCCGGUUGCACAACCAUAUCAAAUACUUCCUACUGCAGCAGAUGACAGAACACCAUCCUCAAAAUUGUUUAAGUUAAAAUCACCAUGUAUUCCUGUAUCAGACUUGCAGGUACCACCUGUGCAAGUUCCACGAUGUCCAAUAAUACCAUUGCUAGUUAUUGCUCCUUGGUUAAAUAAUUCAACAUGUUAAUCACACCAAAUAUAGCCAGUAACCGCUUGGGCGUAAACCAAGAAGUUGCAGGAGUCAUGGUAGGGACUUGGGUGGUUGGCUACCAAGCUGCUUAGUGAUGAUUGUCAUGUCAGAGAUGCGCAUAUCACCGUCAUCAUAUCCUCUUCCAUAGAAAUCCUUUGAAGCCACAUCCAGAGUUGAUAGACUAGAGGCAGCAGAUGAAUAAUUGUUUGAUGGAUUCAAUUGAUCUGAAAUCCAUAACCGUGGAAACCGUUC